AUGCGUCGAACAGACAGACUCCUCUGGACGCCCUACCUGGGCGUCUGUCUGGAGGACCUGUCAACCACUAAUGUAUCUAGAGACCUCACGCUAGUAUCGAUGAUCAAGACUCGCCAAGUCCUGGAAAGGGCCUUUUACUCCCCUCCAAGCUCACCUACAUCAGCUCCGGAGAUUCCAGCAGACUUCGUCGCUGCGAUGCUGCACACCGAACUGGACAAACUCUGCGCGAGCCCUGCUGAAAACCCUAUAAUAUCAUGCCAAAUAACCUACGCCUCUUUCGCCAUCUCUGAAUUCGCCCUCACUCUUGCCUCUCCAGACCCGCAGCAUUUGCACAAAACAUAUCAGGCCCUCGAGUCCUACUUCAAAAUCUUCCUAGCAUUCCAGCCCAACGAGUACCAUGGCUUCACACUAGCGGAGCUGUACCAGCUGAUGCACGCAACCCUCUCGACGCGCAAACUUGUAUCCCAGCUUGCAACAGGCGCCUAUGAUGAGCGGCGCGUGGGAAGGCUCGAAAGCUGGUAUCAACAGGCGCGCAACAACCUCAAAGAUGCGUCGACGUGUCCAGGGGCAAAGGCAGAUGGGAGGGCAGCUGUGUUUGGCAAGUUGGCUGGCAUGCUAGAGACUUUCGGCGGGGGCGAAAUGGAAGCAUCGAGACAUCCAACAGAUAAUGGUUUUGAUAUAGGCGGGGUCGCAAGCGACAUGGUUCCUGGGGAGGAUUGGUUGGAGGUGAUGGAUCAGUUCGGAUGGACGUUUUGA
Molecule: messenger RNA, 756 nt
Organism: Colletotrichum siamense
Lineage: Eukaryota; Fungi; Ascomycota; Sordariomycetes; Glomerellales; Glomerellaceae
Exons: 2
Coding region: 1-756 (251 amino acids)
Source: RefSeq, a predicted model, not a curated record